GACCUUAGUGUCUUUUUAAUUCAACAGAUACACACACGGAAACAGUCCGUGAGUUGCAACCCUAGCUUUUCCUUUUCCGUUCGUAUCGAUUGAAGAAUUAGGAUCCAAUAGAUGGCAUUUUGGGGGACGCGGGUGAUGGAGAUUGUGAAGAAGCAUGAUUCUGGAGGACUAGUUUGGAAGAGAAUAAAACUCACAACCACCCGAAAAGCCAACGCUAAGAAGCGUCUUCUCCGCGUUUGGCAGAAUGAAGCUGUCCUGAAGGCAUGUGUUGCUCAAGUUCCAUCUGCCACCACCACUACCGCCACCACCGCCGCCACCACCAGUACCAGUACCAGUACCUAGCUAAGUUCAUGGCCAUCUCAAUUUAAAUACAUUACUUGCAGGUGAAACUUUGUAAGAAUCAGCUUCUGGAAUUAUAUUAAUUUGUAAUGUGAUUUUUUGGGCUAUUUUUAAGACUGAAAAUUUUAAAUUCAAUAGAAAUUAGGUCAUGCUCUUCAACGAGUGACUCACGGGUUUGAUUGAUUGAUUACUCGUGUUUUUUAAAUAUUGUUCAUAGUUAUAAGUUCGACCAA
Messenger RNA from Glycine soja, 572 nucleotides. RefSeq lists its product as uncharacterized. NCBI's taxonomy places the organism in Eukaryota, Viridiplantae, Streptophyta, Magnoliopsida, Fabales, Fabaceae. The record is from RefSeq and is a predicted model, not a curated record. Bases 112 to 342 code for a protein of 76 amino acids. The transcript is spliced from 2 exons.